This is a messenger RNA of Aspergillus nidulans FGSC A4, 1905 nucleotides long. RefSeq names its product Zn(II)2Cys6 transcription factor. The coding region runs from base 1 to 1905 and encodes 634 amino acids. Gene Ontology annotation, biological process: DNA-templated transcription; regulation of DNA-templated transcription. The transcript is spliced from 3 exons. The record is from RefSeq and is a predicted model, not a curated record. Gene Ontology annotation, cellular component: nucleus. Gene Ontology annotation, molecular function: DNA-binding transcription factor activity, RNA polymerase II-specific; zinc ion binding; DNA binding. NCBI's taxonomy places the organism in Eukaryota, Fungi, Ascomycota, Eurotiomycetes, Eurotiales, Aspergillaceae.
AUGGAUGCCAAAAAAUCUCGCAAGUCGACAAACGGAAGCAACGCUCGUCCUCGCGUCAGGCCAUCUCGCGGCCGAGGCCUGAGAACAUCAACAGGAUGCCUCACUUGUAGGGAGAGGCGUGUCAAAUGUGAUGACGGGAAGCCUACAUGUGCCCGCUGCACCAAGGCGGGCCGCGUCUGUCGGUAUCGCCAGCCCCAAACGCCCGGGCUAGCCGGCUCCGGGGUAACCGGACAGAGGAGGGUUGAACAGCCGAGGGUUGAGGCCGCACCCACUCCAGCUGCAGCGCCUACUCCUUACUUCCAGGUCCAGCUCAACGGACAUGACGAUGGUGUGGACCGUGGCAACCUCAGCGACCAGGGACUGUCGGUGACCAGCCUUGAGGCCCAGACUCUUCCCUUCACCCUUGGCGAGAUAUCCACUCCGUUCGAGUGGUAUGACCUUCUAGCACGCGAUGCAAUCAGCAAUAUCCAACGGUUAGGGGAGCCCCGGAAUUUCCCCCAGAUCACCCUCUCGCGUAGACAGUCACCCGCCCCGGAAUGUAUCGAACCUCCUUUAGGAGUGCUGGAGUAUCAGUCUGAGCCUUGGAACUCAAACUAUAGAAUAGAACUAUCGGCAGUUGACCUCAUCUUCUUUCGAUAUUAUAUUGAAAUCGUUGGGCCGAUCCUAGAUUUGUUCGAUCCCGCUCGGCAUUUCACUAAUGUCGUGCCGCAUCUUGGCCUGCGAAACACCGGGCUUUUGAAGUCGAUACUCGCCGUGGGUGCGAAACAUAUGUCUCUUGGUUAUGCACAUACACAAGGAGACGAUGUAACUACAGGCGUGAAUGCGAGUAGCCCAGCCUCGCUUGCGGGCGUAGCAAACGCUGCUUCAGCUCCAGCUCCAGCCCACAUGGCUACACACUACUACUACGAAACACUUCAAUAUCUUUCGCAGACACUUCUUUAUCCCUCUUAUGCGGACUCCCGCGAGCUCCUAGCGACGUCCACUAUGAUCAGCACGUACGAGAUGUUUGACGCCGACGCUGACAGCGACUCGACGUCGAGCGGGGACUGGGAGCGACACCUGCGCGGCUCUUUCUGGAUCCAGCGAUCUCAGGACAAUGAUGGCGAGUCUGUUGAUGGACUGAGGCGGGCUGUAUGGUGGGCAUGGCUGCGGCAGGAUCUCUGGGCGGCUUUCCGGGCGGGACGGCCAACCCUUACUAUAUGGCGUGCGAAGAAGAAGCUCGAGGAGCUUGACUCGGAUGAACUGGCAACAAGAAUAAUUUACAUCUGCGCCAAGUGCGUAGAAUAUGCCGCCUCGGGGAAAGCGCCAAACCAGGAUCAGGAUCCAAGAGCAAGGAUUGAGCAGGGCGACCGACUGCUAAGUGCGCUCGAAGACUGGCAUCGUGUCCUCCCCGCCUCAUUCCAGCCGGUCGCGGUCGCUGCCAUGGAUUCCGCAAGUGGAAACGUCCGAGCAUCGAGCAUGAUGCCUUCAACAAGCCCGGCCGACUGGACAAGCUGGGCUGGUGAUAGAACUGGAAUGCAAGAGCCCACUACGUCGUUUUUCCCGCCUAUCUGGAUCCACCCGCCCAAUCACGCAGGCGCAAUGCAGAUGUACCAUUUUGCCAAAGCCGUCGUGCUGCUCAAUCAGCCUACAAUGGGGGGGUUGAAUGCCUACGUCGAGCGCCAGAAGCAGCUUAGUGAAAGCGUGCAAAUGGUCUGCAGGAUUGCCAAUGCGUGCCAGGAGCAUGAAUCAGCAAUAGCUUUUGUGAACGUGCAAGCUUUGUUUGGUGUCGGUCAGUUUGUCCAGUCGCCCCCUAUGCAGGUCGAGUUGCUCCGAAUUCUGGAGAACAUGCUAAGGAUCAGCAAGAUUCCGGCCAACGGCCUUGUUGCGGAACUCAAAAGGGUAUGGCAAGAGGCAUCAGGAUAG